AUGGAUGCAGAGCUUUAUACUCAUAUCCUUAAAGAAAAAUUCCUUCAGAGCCUUGAGUCUUAUGGGAUGGAAGUGGGUGAAAUUAUCUUUCGACAAGAUGAUCCAAAACACCUUCUGCAUUGCUUAAAAUGGCUCACAGAUGAUAGUGUUGAGGUGCUGGAUUGGCCUGUACAAUCACCAGACCUCAUACUCAAUCCUAUUGAACAUCUAUGGCAACACCUCAAAGGUGGAAUGCCACCUCAAGUAUGUAUUGAUCUUAUAGAGAGUAUGCCCAGGUGUGUUGCUGCUGUGUUAAAGGCCAAGGGUAGAUACACAUAA
Paraglomus occultum is the source of this 318-nucleotide messenger RNA. Lineage: Eukaryota; Fungi; Glomeromycota; Glomeromycetes; Paraglomerales; Paraglomeraceae. The record is from the annotation of a GenBank genome assembly.